CGGAAAUGAUGCAAGUGUGCUCUUCGCAGUCUGUUUCUAAUGAGUGUACAUCCAGCAUUGAGCAACUGAAUGAGUCUAAAAGUGAUACGACCUCGUUGAGUUCGAGUGCGGAUAACCAGGCAUCCCCUGAAUCUCAAAAUGCGUACGAAACAAUCAAGCAAGCUCAAUCUGUGAUCAGCUGUCUUACGGAGCGGUGUGAUGAGCUGGAGCGAAUGAAUGAUAGUAUACCGAUGCUUCAGAAGGAAAUACGUAGCCAAAUUGACCAGAGUAUGCAAAUGAUUCAAAGAGCUUUAACGGAACGACGCGAAUUUCUCCUCGGUGAACUCGAUGCUGUGCUGAGCUCUCGCAACGAGACCAUUACAAAGAUGCGCACUGAAUUCGAAACUCGCCUUCAGCGGCUCUCGUCCCAUGUUGAUCUUUUGAAGCGGCUUGCGCAGAUGUCUCCCAGCAGCACGUCAAGUCAGAGUACACCACAAGGAAGCUCAAACCACCCAACCAGAAACAUUGCUUUGUUAAAGCACAAACAAGAGAUCGAAAAAAUUCUACUACUACCAGUCCCACUUCACCCUUCGGAGUACGACACUAUGUCAUUUUUCCCAACGGAAUUAGAUCAGCUAUUGAGCAUGGUUCGCUGUGUUGGUGUUAUCGGUUUAACGAGCAUCGAUGCGGGAAAAACGACUUUGGCGAAAGAUCCGGAUGAGGAGUUCUCUCCGAUUCGCAGAUGUCUAUUGAACGAAGAGGUGCGAAUAGACAUUAUUCCUAGGGACAGCAUGGGGCGAUGUAUAAUGAAUCCAACAGCAAAGGAGUUUACAGCCACUCUUCAUUCAAGGAAUGAUUAUAUUACUGAAGUGAAAAUUUCUGAUAUAAAUGAUACAGAACGGACUGGAAAUGCUCUGCCAAAUCACCCCUCAAGAGAACAGUUGACUAACAUCCCAGCAGCACUGCAAGUCACUUAUCGAAUUGCCACACCCGGUGCCUACGACUUAGGUAUCAAAUUAUAUGGUGAGCACAUACAGGGUUCACCGUAUAUGAUUUACGCCAGGGCUCCGUGUACCCCAGAUGUGCGCUCUUGGCUGGAAACCAUUCGAGAAAUAAGUGAAGCACCUCGACGGCGGCACACCGUUUUGGUUUCGAGACGUCGAUGUAAAUCAGCACCUAGCUGUUCUGUCGCAGGUGAUAAAUUGAAAGCCCUUGCAGACAUCAAUGUAAUUGGCCGAGGGGAUUAUCUGUUUUCAAUUGGAACGAAAGGCCGUGGUGAGGGUGAAUUUGCGAAUCCAACCGGAAUAUGUGUGACGAGGGAACACAAAGUUUUAGUUGCUGAUAGCAAUAAUGCAUCCAUUCAGAUCUUCACUACGCAAGCUCAAUUCCUGUUUCGAAUAGGAGAAUAUGGCUACCAUCCAGGACAGCUUAUGCGACCGAUGGAUGUUGCUGAAACCAUCAAUGGUAACUACCUAGUUUCUGACUUUGAGCUGCACUGUGUGACAGUGUACAGCCCCACUGGAUCAUACAUCUCACGUUUCGGGCAGCGAUACCUCUCCGGCCCCAAAGGAAUCAUUGCGGAUCGGAAUGGACGAAUUUUAGUUGUAGAUCAAAAGUCGUGCAUGUUAUGUAUAUUCAAACCGACCGGAAAGUUCAUUAAUCGUUUCGGCGCGCGUGGGAGCGGAGAUAACCAGUUCACCAAUCCUUUCUCGGUGGCAGUGAAUUCACAAGAUGAAAUUUACGUGUCAGACUAUGCACAACACGCGAUCAAGGUGUUCGACCAAAAUGGUUUAUAUCUGUUUCGAUUUGGGGAACAUGGAAUAGAACCGGGAAUGUUGCAUGCACCUACUGGCCUGGCAUUUGACAAACAGGACAAUUUGUUUGUAAGCGACUGGGGAAACAACCGAGUACAGGUUUUUGAUGCCCUCGGAAAUUUUCAACGUGUUAUUAGCAGUGCAUUCGAACCAUUCAAUGGACCACAGGGUUUGACGUUUCAUACGCCUACGCAAAGACUCUUCGUGACCGAUCCGGGUAACUACUGCGUCAAAGUAUUCCAGCCUCAACUGAGUGAUAAGAGCAAAAAACCCGAAGAAAAAGCUAUGGAGAACGUAAACGAACAGUGUGGACUGAGUUCAGAAAACCUGUCACUGGCUCAAUGACCGCCUGCUUAAUCCUGCCCAGUGCAUUUUUACCCCAGUUUCACGGCAGUAAGGACAGAAUUUGUCGCAUUUCCGACCACUUUCCAUGUAUAAAAGGACCAUAUGAUCGCUUUAUUUUGUUUCUCUUGAAUAACAAAAGCAUAGAUAUCCCGGUCAGUGUCCUACGCUUCCAGCCGAAUAAUCUUCCGAAUUCCGAGAUAUUUCUGUACAGAUGAUGUCACCAGAGCAUAUGUGGUUCUCCUCCGACAAACAUUAUGUUCAUUAAAUUUUGUUUAAUUUGACGUCGUGUCUUGCAUUGUACAUACUCAGGUUCUACUCUCCCCUUUUGUCAAUAUGGUGCCCAAAUUCACCAGUCAAUAGACUGGUACCUUUCGUUUGGA
This is a messenger RNA of Opisthorchis viverrini, 2518 nucleotides long. RefSeq lists its product as hypothetical. Gene Ontology annotation, molecular function: protein binding; ubiquitin protein ligase activity; translation repressor activity. Bases 6 to 2138 code for a protein of 710 amino acids. Lineage: Eukaryota; Metazoa; Platyhelminthes; Trematoda; Opisthorchiida; Opisthorchiidae. The record is from RefSeq and is a predicted model, not a curated record. Gene Ontology annotation, biological process: proteasome-mediated ubiquitin-dependent protein catabolic process; protein polyubiquitination; negative regulation of translation. The transcript is spliced from 3 exons.